Letharia columbiana is the source of this 414-nucleotide messenger RNA. RefSeq lists its product as uncharacterized. Gene Ontology annotation, biological process: translation. Gene Ontology annotation, molecular function: structural constituent of ribosome. Gene Ontology annotation, cellular component: ribosome. The transcript has 3 exons. NCBI's taxonomy places the organism in Eukaryota, Fungi, Ascomycota, Lecanoromycetes, Lecanorales, Parmeliaceae. The record is from RefSeq and is a predicted model, not a curated record. Bases 1 to 414 code for a protein of 137 amino acids.
AUGGCAGACCGAGAGCAGCCCGUAACGCUGCGCACGCGCAAAUUCAUCCGCAACGCCCUCCUCGGUCGAAAGCAGAUGGUCGUUGACGUCCUCCACCCGAACCGCGCCAACGUCUCCAAAGACGAACUCCGCCAGAAACUCGCCGAGCUCUACAAAGCCAACAAGGACCAAGUGUCCUGCUUCGGUUUCCGCACACAGUACGGUGGAGGGAAAUCGACCGGGUUCGCUCUGAUAUACGACAGCCAUGAGGUGAUGAAGAAGUUCGAGCCGCAUUAUCGGUUGGUCAGGUACGGGGCGGCUUCGAAAAUUGAGAAGGCUAGUAGGCAACAGCGCAAGCAACGCAAGAACCGAGCCAAGACUGUACGGGGGACGGCCAAAGGGAAGGCGGCGGCGUCGAAGGAUAAGAAGAAGUAA